This is a messenger RNA of Procambarus clarkii (red swamp crayfish), 564 nucleotides long. The record is from RefSeq and is a predicted model, not a curated record. NCBI's taxonomy places the organism in Eukaryota, Metazoa, Arthropoda, Malacostraca, Decapoda, Cambaridae.
AUGAGUUUGCAAGAGAUAAGUGAGAAGUUUCGACUCAAGACGCCAGCCUCCAGUCAACCUAUCAACCAGGCCUCCAGUCAACCUGCCAACCAGGCCUCCAGUCAGCCUAUCAACCAGGCCUCCAGUCAACCUGCCAACCAGGCCUCCAGUCAACCUGCCAACCAGGCCUCCAGUCAACCUGCCAACCAGGCCUCCAGUCAACCUGCCAACCAGGCCACCAGUCAGCCUAUCAACCAGGCCUCCAGUCAACCUGCCAACCAGGCCUCCAGUCAACCUGCCAACCAGGCCUCCAGUCAACCUGCCAACCAGGCCACCAGUCAGCCUAUCAACCAGGCCUCCAGUCAACCUGCCAACCAGGCCUCCAGUCAACCUGCCAACCAAGCCUCCAGUCAACCUGCCAACCAUUCCUCCAGUCAACCUGCCAACCAUUCCUCCAGUCACCCUGUCAACCAGGCCACCAGUCAACCUGCCAACCAUUCCUCCAGUCACCCUGUCAACCAGGCCACCAGUCAGUGUGCCAACCAGGUAUCCUGUGAACCUACAUCCAGUCAACCAACCAGCUAA